AGUAUAGGAAAAUUGAUGACUGACAGUAUUGGUGUAAUUGAUAAUGAACAAAGCGAUGCAUUAGAUAAACAUGAUUCAUUUUAUCAUACUACAAAAUCAUUAUUAGUUCUUUUUCAAAUAAUGGGUGUGAUGCCAAUUAAAAGAAAUCCAAGAGGACAAUUAAAACGAACUGGUUAUGAAUGGUUGUCAGGUGUAUUUUUAUGGGCGUUUUUUGUAUGGUCUCUUGAAUCUAUUAUAGUUGUAUUUGUAUUAAAAGAACGUGUUAAUGCAUUUAAUGCUAACAAUGAAAAUAAACGUUUUGAUGAAGUAGUUUAUAAUGUGAUUUUUAUAAGUAUUUUAUUUACACAUUUUUUAUUACCAAUUGCGGCAUGGAGACAUGGUCCUCAAGUGGCAAUAUUCAAAAAUAUGUGGACAAAUUAUCAAUUGAAAUAUUUAAAAGUUACUGGAACAGCAGUUGUUUUUCCAAAAUUAUAUAAAUUAACAUGGGGACUAUGCUUUUUUUCAUGGGGUGCAAGUGUUGCAUUAUGUUUAUCUCAAUUUUAUUUGCAACCAGAUUUUGUACUAUGGAAUACAUUUGGAUAUUAUCAUAUUUUUGCUAUGUUAAAUGGUUUUUGCAGCCUUUGGUAUAUUAAUUGUACUGCAUUUGGAGUUGCAAGUAAAGCUUUAGAUACUUAUCUAGUAAAUACUUUAGAAUCAGAAAAACCAGCUGAAAAAUUAACUGAAUUAAGACAGUUAUGGGUUGAUUUAAGUCAUAUGAUGCAACAACUAGGGCGUGCUUAUUCAAAUAUGUAUGGUAUUUAUUGUUUGGUAAUAUUUUUUACAACAAUUAUUGCAACUUAUGGUGCCUUAAGUGAAAUCAUUGAUCAUGGUGCUACAUACAAAGAAUUCGGUUUAUUUGUUAUUGUAUUCUAUUGCAUGUCUUUACUUUUUAUUAUAUGCAACGAAGCUGAUUUAGCUUCCAGGCGUGUCGGAUUAGAAUUCCAAACUAGAUUACUAAAUGUUAAUCUUACAGCAGUCGAUAAUUCAACUCAGAAAGAAGUUGAAAUGUUUUUGGUUGCUAUUGAUAAAAAUCCACCAACAAUGAAUUUAGAUGGAUACGCUAAUAUUAAUAGAAAGUUAAUAACAUCGAAUAUUUCAUUUAUGGCAACAUAUUUGGUGGUACUAUUACAAUUUAAGCUAACUUUACUGAGAAAAACAAAAAGUCCAACACCAGCAGAUAUAAAUAAUCAUUAAAUUUCUUUUGUCACACUCAAAUCAUUGUUCCUAUUACCGUUUUAACAAUAAGAAAGUAUUAUUAAUGAAAAAUUAAUAACUAUUAUCUUAUAUUUAUAAUCAAAAUAAAUUUUAUUUCAAUUAAUAAUUAUUAAUAAAUAUUCACAAAAAUUCUCUGCAAAUUUUUAAAUACAAGUUUUCAAUUUAAAAAUUAGUAUCUUUGUUCGAUUACAAGUUUCUAAUAAUAUAAUUGAAAAUACAGAAUAAUAUAUACAUAUAUAUUAUAUUAUGCUAUAAAUAAGCAAAUAAACACACAUAAACAAGUAAGUGAAUUUUCGUGCCUCUUCAAUUGUGCUCACAUCAUAUUUUAUCCUUACUUUAUAAAUGUAUGUACUAUAUAACACGUCAUGAAUGAUAAAAGCACAAUAAAGAAGAUGAUUACACCAUAGUAUAUGCAUUUGUUUAGUAAUAUAUUUUUAAAUUUUUUAUAAGUUUUGAAUAUGAUAUGGCAGAUGGUUAUAUUUUAGGUUGGCUUCAAAAAAAAAAAAAAAACUCAAGUUUUUAAAUAGAAUUUUAAACUAAACGAAUGUUUUAAACCAAAAGCCAAACAAUUUUGUUGGGUUUUAUUAUAUAUGAAGUUGAUGAAAAUCAAGAGAGGUAACAAAAAAUAAACGUACUUAUGCUUAUUUUUUUAACAUUUAAAAUAGAAUAUGUUUAUACUUAAUUCAUAAUUACUCAUUUAAUAAUGAAUAUGUUAACGCGAAAACGUUUUUUAAUUUAAAAAUUUAACUUAAUUUAUUAAAAAAAAAACUGCAAAAAUAAUCUCGAAUAUUAUGUGAUAAAAUUUUUAACUUAACAAAUAAUAGCAGCCGAAUUAUAAAUUAUAAAUUUAAAAUAGUUGAGCAAUAUAUUAGAAUCUCUUUUUGUUCUUAAGAAAUCAUGGAGAAUUCUUAUGAUUUUGCACAAAAAAAUUAAUUGAUAUUAAACUAGAUACUAUUAUACAGUUAAAAAAAA
This is a messenger RNA of Condylostylus longicornis, 2226 nucleotides long. RefSeq names its product gustatory and odorant receptor 21a (gene Gr21a). Gene Ontology annotation, biological process: sensory perception of taste. The record is from RefSeq and is a predicted model, not a curated record. Lineage: Eukaryota; Metazoa; Arthropoda; Insecta; Diptera; Dolichopodidae. Gene Ontology annotation, cellular component: dendrite; membrane; axon. The coding region runs from base 16 to 1233 and encodes 405 amino acids. The transcript is spliced from 4 exons.